UAUUUAUAGCAGAAGCAAAGAAUCACACCCAGAAAAAAUCAACACCAAAUGGGUCUCACCCGACGACUUCUGCGCUCCAAGCAGUUUCAGAUCAAUAUGCAGCCUCUUCUACGGCCCCUUCAAACUCGCACAUAAUCCUAACCAACUAAUUAAACCAAUCCCACAUUUCCAUGCACGAUCCUUUCAUUUCUUCAACCUCUCUAGUCUCCCAUGGCCGCCCCAACAACACAAAAACCAAAGCCGCUUGUCUGCUUUUCUUUUGCGGCCUAUGCCAAGGCCCUCAUCGAUCACCUCAAGUCCUCCGGCAUCGCCGUCUUCGAUGGUCUCUCCGACGCCGAGUUCACCUCCAUAGAAGCCACCUUCGGCUUCUCCUUCCCGCCGGACCUUCGCCCCAUCCUCCAGGAAGGCCUACCGCUCGCCCCCGGCUUUCCCAACUGGCGCUCCUCCUCUCCCCAGCAGCUGCAAAUCCUCCUCAAGCUACCGACCCUAGGCCUCCUCAAACAAGUCUCCCAAAGAAAGUUCUGGUGCGAGUCUUGGGGUGGCGCUGAUCAGCCUGACGACAUCAAUGAAGCCUUGGCUCUGGCCAAGCGGUUCUUGGACAAAGCCCCGGUUCUUGUUCCCAUUUACAGGAACUUUUACAUUCCGUCCGAGCCUAACGUGGCUGGAAAUCCAGUGUUUUACGUUAAUGGCGGAGACGUUCGUUUGGUUAGCUUUGACGUUACUGGGUUCUUCCAAGAAGCUGAAUUCUUGAACAUUUCAAGGACGUCGAGGAUUAAGGCACCCGCCUGGGCGGCCACGUCGGCGAGGAGAAUUGACUUCUGGACGGACGUGGCGGCGCGUGGGGACUCGCGGUGGUGGAGUGGGGACGACUUGGGAAGUUGCUUGGAGGAGAUGUUUUGGAGGUUGAGGAAUGGAGGGUGGAAGGAAGAGGAGGUUAGGGAGAUGAUGAUGAUGGACGGUCGUGAUGAGAGGAAGUGUGUGGGGCCAGGUGUGGCGAAGCACGUGAGGGUGCUCUCCUUGGUUUUGUUACGUGCGGGAUGGACCAGGGAAGACGUGGUGUACUCGCUUGGUCUACAAGAUGAGAUUGAGAAUGGGCUUAUAGAGGGGAAAUCGUGACCUUAAUUCAAGUUCAAUCAAUAUCCGAACAUCGGUUUUAAGAUGGACGAUGAUCCUCCAAAAGCUCGAUCAGUUUUGAAGCAGUUGAUGCAGUUGCAGUCGCUUGAGGUGUGAAUGUGAUUGCUUGCCUUCGGCCCCGCUCAUUUUGAAGGUGCCACACAAUUUUGGUUUUGUGAUUCCUAUACCAGCUGGUAGCCAUCGAUAGAUAUUUUUUAUUAUUAUUAUUAUUAUUUUUUAAAGUUAAUUACUCAUCAUAUAAAUAUAUAAAUUGACAUUUGUUUU
This is a messenger RNA of Alnus glutinosa, 1398 nucleotides long. RefSeq lists its product as uncharacterized. The transcript has a single exon. Lineage: Eukaryota; Viridiplantae; Streptophyta; Magnoliopsida; Fagales; Betulaceae. The record is from RefSeq and is a predicted model, not a curated record. The coding region runs from base 211 to 1116 and encodes 301 amino acids.